This is a messenger RNA of Centropristis striata (black sea bass), 3734 nucleotides long. It is a transcript of the gene mtdha, whose product is annotated as metadherin a. Lineage: Eukaryota; Metazoa; Chordata; Actinopteri; Perciformes; Serranidae. The coding region runs from base 96 to 1586 and encodes 496 amino acids. Gene Ontology annotation, molecular function: transcription coregulator activity. Gene Ontology annotation, biological process: positive regulation of canonical NF-kappaB signal transduction; regulation of transcription by RNA polymerase II; positive regulation of angiogenesis. The transcript is spliced from 12 exons. The record is from RefSeq and is a predicted model, not a curated record. Gene Ontology annotation, cellular component: nucleus.
AACAGUCAGAUUAGAUUAGCCACUCCUCCGUUAGCAUACGGAUGCUGACAAUGAUAGCUAACAGUUAGCCACUGUUUGUUUCGCGAUUUGGAAAGAUGGCUGGGGACUUGCAAGGUUUUGCGCUGGAAAAAGCAGAAGUGCUUUCCAGUCGCUUGAAGGAGCUCCUUUCUUCGGGACAGGGGUAUGUUCGGGCUCAGUUCGGGGUGGAUCUGGGUCUGAAGCCUGAUGUGUACCCGACCUGGGUCAUCCUGUCUACGGCCGCGGCGGGUCUGCUGCUGCUCCUCUCCGCCGUCUGUGGCGGUCUGUUUGUCGGGAAAAAGCGGGGAUCCCCGGUCACCCACGGCAACGGCGAGCCUGUGAAGGCCAAUUCUGCUAAAACUGUCAAACCAGAAGAACAGAAGAAGAGGAACAAGAAGAAAAGUGAAAAGAACACUCAGUCCAAUGGCCAGCCAGUGGCUGUGGCUCAAGAGGAAGUUAAAGUGUCGGAGGUUGUUUCCAAGCUGGCACCGCAGAUCAAAACUGAGAAGGUGCAUGAGGUACAGGCCCCAGUGCAGGUGAAAAAGAACAAAAAGAAAACCAAGAUAAACGUGAAACCAGUCCAGCAAGUGUCUACACAUGAUGGGAAGGAACCUGAUGAUGGUACAUGGGAGACUAAGGUCAGUAACCGAGAGAAGAGGCAGCAGCGCAGGAAGGACAAGGGCCCUGAGGACUCUGGCAGCCCAGGAGGGGUGGAGGCUCCCAAGAGCAACGUGGAGGCACCUGUGGCCACAGCACCUACCAAGAAAAACAGAGGAAACCAUGAGUCCCUGCAUUCAAGAACUGCUGGAAAGGUGGAGACAGCCAGUGGAGCUGUGUCCUCCAGCUGGAAAGAGGAGUCUCCAGUCAAUGGUGGAGGCUGGACUGAUAUCUCUUUAAAGAUGCCACGUCAGAUGGGUGCUAUGGAGGGGACCAAGUGGAGUUCCAUCCCCACAGCUACACAUUUCAGGGCCCCACCUAAGCCUCAAUCCUGGGGGCAGGAGACGCAAGCAGCAUGGAGUGGCAUUGAUGGCCGGAUAAAGACUGACCUCAACCCUGUGACCUUCUCCAUGAUGGGACUAAACACCACAGACCCAAGAUCAAACUCGAUAGAGCUGCCGUGGGGGAGGCACCAUGAUGCUGAUGAUGAAUGGUCUGGAUCCAAUGGGAUGGCAGCAGUGGACCCCAGCUCUGACUGGAAUGCCCCAGUAGAGCACUGGGGGAACUACGAAGAGCCUCUUGUGAUGGCAACACCAGCGCCUCCACUGAAGGAACAGUCUGUCCCCAACAAGAUGUCAGAAGAUGAGAAGGACACUGAUGAUGCCUCCAGUGGAGCAGCCAAAUCCAAGAAGAAGAGGAAAAAGAAGAAGAAAACUGAGGAGGAGGCUGCAUCUGAGGCUCAGACCGUGAGCACCGUGCCCCUGGUCAACGCAGUACCCAAACCUCAAGAGCCUCCUGUGAUGGCCUCCAAAAAGCAGAAUCCCAGCAUAUCCUCCUCUCAGAAGAAGUCUGAGCAGCCUGUGGAGCCCCCCAAACUCUCCCAGAAGAAAAAGGUCCGAAGGGAAACAUGAAGUCACAUCACAGGUCCAUUCAAAGCAUAUGCAAAUGAUUGUAAAACGUGUCACAUGCAAUAAUUACCAGGUACAGAGUUUCCUUUUAAGAUACAUUAACAGUUUAUCAGUUGCCGAAACAAAAAGAUAACAAGCAGCGAAUAUCACCUGCUUGGCUAAAUAUAAUGGUAAAAUGUGGUCCUAUGGACUGAAUUCUUAACUAAUUUGCACUAUUUGUACACUGCAACCAGAGUGGAGUUUCAGGGGAGAUGGACUUGCAGUUGAGGUACAUGUUCAUGUAAUUAUUUUUUUAUGGCAUCAAAAAGUGUUUUAUUUCCCCCCCCCCGUCCAAGAGUGUAUGUUUAUAAUUGUUAACCCAAAAACACAAAACGGGUUUUAUUUUAAUUUUUUGUUACAAGAGAAGAGAACAUUUUUACUCCCCAGAAUAUUGCACUUUGUUUUGUUUACCAUGCUUCUGCUCCUAUAUCAAUUACUAAGAUGUGUGGGAGCAAGCUGCAGGUGAGGGCUGGUAUCACAUCAGGAUAAGUUGGUUGCAAUCUGCACCCUCACCGCUGGAUGUCACUAUAUCCCAAGCACUGCUCCUUUAAGACAGGUUACCCUUUUCCUUUAAAGUAAUAACUAUCAAAAUCUGUCCUUUGAGUACAUACACUUGCUGCCAGCAGGUCGUUUAGUUUAUAAAAGCUCCUUUAUCAAGAAUUGCAGCUGUUAUCAGAUUGUUUCAGAGCAGAAAAAUAAAGAUUUGGCCAUAAAACCAUAAAAACCUCCUGCAGCUUAAUCCACCUCUUCACCGUCCAUCCAUGUGAAAGUAUGUUCCAAAUUUAAAUUGUUUCCAAAAUAUGAUUAAAUACACUACUCCUACUACUUCUGAGCUGUGAGAAGAGGCAUAUCAAGACACUGAGGUAGGGUAUUUAGCCAGAUUUUGUUGAGUGUGUGUGAACAAUUCACAGGACACUGACAGCUGAAAAUUUGCAGAUUUAUCAGUUAUGGAUGAGAUCAGAUGAUUUCUUUAGAUACUGCUAAAUAUGAUAUUUAGAUGCCAAUUGAUUCUGGUUUCACACUGAGGACUGUUUUGAAAGAGCACAGAAACUGAUAUGAACCACCAGGAGGCACUGUAAUGUGAAGUAAAGGCGUAGUGGGAUUAUCCCAUAAAGCAGUAGCACUAUGAAGUAUCGUCCCUCUACUUUUAUCAUUCUGAGUGUGUCUGUGUUUAUCUGACUAGAAUGUGCGUUGAUUUUAUAGAGACUUAAUGGUCCCUUCAGAUUUUUUAAAAGCAUUUUCUUCCAGUUUUGUGCUUGAAAAAGCCAUGCCAUAUGUACAGAUUGUAAGGGCUUUUUCCAGUUAUGUGAUUGCACUGUGCAAGAGGCUGUAUUGAGUUUGAUGUUGAUUAAUUGUUUUUUACUACCUUUUUGCAGAAUGUGAAAUGUGUACUUUUUGUUUUGUUUUAACCUGACUUCCAGGUUUUAUGAUGGGGGGAUUUUUUUUAAUUGAGAAUGAAGACAUACAUAAAGAUGAUAUGGAGCAGCUUUAAUUCCACGACAGUUGGUUUUAAACAUACAAACACACACACUUACACAUCUAUAAAAGGAAUUUAAUUCCAUUGCCUUAACCUGAUGUUGUAUAGAAAGUGCAUUGGCAUCUUUUUUUAUAGUUUCCAACCAAUUGCAAGUUUUGAUGUCAGAAAUUAAUUUCAUCUUGCAUGACUUUGAUAAUAGUACUUGUGUACAUGAAAUUAAAUGAACGAUCUCUUGCUUUAACUGUUAGUACUUGGUUCUGGAGUACCACUCUGUGUAUAUACUGUAAUAGCUUUUUUUAUUGAGACAAAUUGCAGCUUUUUUGUGGGCAACCAAUUUAGCGGACAUUAACAGAAGUCUGUUGUUGGUAGUCAAAGAGGCUUUGUGCAUCAAGGUGUUGAUCAGCUGGUGGUGCUGCAUAGUUAUAAGUAGAGCUGAUAGAACAAACUGAUAUGUCGCUGUGGCUUCAGGCACUCUUUUUUGUUUAAUUUCUACUGAUGAUUAAAAUGGAUUCAAUCAAUUUAUUUAUAUAGUUGUCUCUAGGACAUGGUUAUGUGAAUGAUUUUGUUUAUUGAGGAGAUACAAAUGAUAUUUCUAUGUUUGUUUGGUAAAAAUAAAUGAGAAUUGCUUGAUAUCA